GUGGGGAUCCAUAGCAACCACAGAUAAACAUGAGUUACUAUAUCAGACCCUCCAGCUCGAGCAGCUUUACCUCCACCGCCACUGCCAGUUCCCUGAAUGAUGACAGCAAUAGCUUGAGACAGCAGAAGCUGGAGAAACAGGUUUUUCUACAAGAUGUUGGAGCAUGGCUGAGGGGAUUAGUGAUCAUUCAGCUACAAGAGCAUUGUUGAGAUCAGGCACUGAUGUACUGUAUGUCUGGGGAUCAGUCGGUGUUCCAGUUCAUCCCAAAGGUGUUGAGUCAGGGCUCUAUACAGGACACACCUCAACCAUAAAACACCUCACAUGGAGCUCAGGGGCAUGUAGAGUACUGCUAGAGCAGAAGCAGAGGCGAAAGCGCCAGGAGCCACUGAUGGUGCAGCCGAACCCAGAAGCUCGGCCACGCCGCUCUCGCCCACGCCGCAGCGAGGAACAGGCUCUACUUGUCGAUUCUAGACUCAGUAUCACAAACGAUGUCAUCUUUGAUGCAGGUAUUGACGGACCUGCAGCUUUUUUGGCUUCAGAGGCUUCUGAUCUGGGCACAAAGAUCCAAGUGCAGUCAGUCAGCUCAGCACAGAAUCACUCUCCUCCUCCACCUGAAGAGCCUGAGAGAGAUGGAGACACCGAAACAUUGCUGGAACCCAAAACGGACAUACACACGCUGCUACAAAGACGGGGACUCUCAGACAGCAUGAACUACGAUGAAGUCAGUGACGACGAUAACGACGAAGAAGACAGAACCAGUUCUCUUUCCCCUAAUACAGAGUCCACACGUCCUGCCUCCGCGUCUAGCACCAAGUCCAGCACAGAGUGUGUGAAUGUGGCCUCAUCCACAGCAGAAGGCCCCUCCAUUGAGGUGGACAAUCUAGAGGAAUUUGUGCUGAGACCGGCUCCACGUGGCGUUACGGUAAAGUGCCGGAUCACGCGUGAUAAGAAGGGAAUGGACCGUGGCCUGUACCCCACGUACUUCAUGCACCUGGAGAGAGAGGACGGCAAGAAGUUGUUCCUGUUGGCUGGAAGAAAGAGGAAAAAGAGUAAGACCUCCAACUAUCUGAUAUCAGUAGAUGCCACAGAUCUGUCUCGUGAGGGGGAAAGUUUUGUGGGAAAACUGAGGUCGAAUCUAAUGGGAACUAAGUUCACUGUGUAUGAUAACGGCACAAACCCCAACAAGAACUCUGGAGCUCUGCUGGAAGAGAGCAGCACACGGCAGGAACUAGCAGCUAUCUGCUACGAAACCAAUGUGCUCGGAUUUAAAGGCCCACGCAAGAUGACCGUCAUCAUCCCUGGCAUGAACAUGAACUUCGAGCGUGUUCCUGUUCGUCCCACGAACGACCAGGAGUCUUUAUUGAGUAAAUGGCAAAAUCACUCACUGGAGAACCUAAUCGAGCUGCACAAUAAAGCUCCGGUAUGGAACGACGAUACACAGUCCUACGUGCUCAACUUCCACGGACGGGUCACACAGGCUUCUGUCAAAAACUUUCAGAUCGUCCACGAUAACGAUCCCGACUACAUCGUGAUGCAGUUUGGUCGCGUUGCUGAGGAUGUGUUCACGUUGGACUAUAACUACCCCAUGUGUGCGUUGCAGGCCUUCGCCAUCGGCCUGUCCAGUUUUGACAGCAAACUCGCUUGCGAGUGAUUCAUGCUAUUCAAAUAAUUUAUGUGUAACACACGCCACCACACACUCACUUGACUCCUUCAUUCAUUCCAUAGCUUGGAGUUUCUUAUUUUUCCUCUUAUUUUACUUUUUUUUUUUGGUCUCCAGAAACUCCAUGCUCCUUUACUUUUAGUUUGAAUUAUAUGUGUCAGCUCUGAUUACAGUGAAGAAACCUAAAGUAAGAAAAAUACAUAUCUUAAAAAAAAAAAAACCCUGCAUCAUAAGUAAGAAGCUAUCAGCAAGGUGAGAAAU
Tachysurus fulvidraco (yellow catfish) is the source of this 1921-nucleotide messenger RNA. RefSeq names its product TUB like protein 3 (gene tulp3). The transcript has 13 exons. Gene Ontology annotation, cellular component: cilium. Gene Ontology annotation, biological process: protein localization to cilium. The coding region runs from base 164 to 1651 and encodes 495 amino acids. Lineage: Eukaryota; Metazoa; Chordata; Actinopteri; Siluriformes; Bagridae. The record is from RefSeq and is a predicted model, not a curated record.